Molecule: messenger RNA, 1933 nt
Organism: Drosophila biarmipes
Lineage: Eukaryota; Metazoa; Arthropoda; Insecta; Diptera; Drosophilidae
Product: ryncolin-2
Exons: 5
Coding region: 133-1137 (334 amino acids)
Source: RefSeq, a predicted model, not a curated record
GAGCUAGUGAGCCAGCUUACUUAGUCAGUCGCCCAGUCGAGCAGUUGCAGCUGCUUCGCAGUCGCUGGAGUCUAAGUACUAUAGUAUCGGAGUGUAUUAUAUUGUCAAAUCGGAGCUCACAUAGGCACCGCCAUGGCGCUGGAGGCGCUCGUCACGGCUUUGGCCUGCCUCAGCACCGCCACAAAUUCCACGAGCAACUUGCCAGGAAAGCACUUCUCCGUGAUAAUGAGAAACUCGGCUCAGCCCUUUCUCCUGGCUGAAAAUGAUACUGCUAGCUGUCCUGUAAGCACCUUGGGUGGGCUGGCACUUCGCGUACAAUCCAUGACUGAUGAACUGGAGUCCCUGAAAACUGAGCUAAAUGAACUGCAGGGCUUGAUAGAGGAAUAUAAAACAAAGGGAGCUGGAGUUCCCAUCACAACCCGAUUACUACGCCCGCUACCACCCAGUGUCCAGACCUUCCCCCUGCCCCUGGCCACACCCGCCGACGACACGCCGAGGAACUGCCACGACGAGAAGCACGGCCAGGUGAGGAUCCGAAUCGCCCCGGACGUGGAGCCCUUUUUCGCCAGCUGCGACCAGAAGGUGCGGGGCGGCGGCUGGAUGGUGAUCGCCUACAGGUACGACGGCAGCCAGGAGUUCAACAAGGACUGGCAGGACUACAAGACCGGCUUCGGGGCCCUCAACGCGGAGUUCUUCAUCGGCCUGGACAAGCUGCACCGCCUGACGAACAGCGAGCACCACGAGCUGCUCAUCAUCAUGAGGAACAAGAACGGCGAGGAGCGCUUCGCCCUGUACGACCACUUCAGUAUUGGCAGCGAGUCGGAGAAGUAUCUUCUGUACGUCCUCGGAGCCUACAAGGGCGAUGCCGGGGACUCGCUGCGCUAUCAUGCGGGCAAGAAGUUCACCACCUACGACCAGGACAACGACGACAAUGGGCAGAACUGCGCCAGGACCCACGCAGGAGCCUGGUGGUACGGAAGGGAGUGUUUUGAGAGCAACCUCUUCGGCACGUUCCAGUCGAAGUACGGCCAGGAGAUCGGCUACUUCAAGGGCAUCCUGUGGAAGACCUUCCUGCCAGGACCCACUGGCUCCCUCAGCUACGUCCGUAUGCUCAUCCGACCGCUGAGGAACUCGUAGGGGGCACUGCCGCAAAUUCAAUCGCCAAUCGACAAUCGCCAAGCCUCCUCAGACGCCAUAGACUCGAAUAAAUGCCGAUUAUUGUGUAACUCAAGAUACUUGCCGGAAUAGUUCGGCCAUUGCUUGUGCAAGCAUUUCCCCGUUUCGUCUGCCGGGAUGAAACCCGGAACGGGUUUUAAUUAUUCCAAUUAUUAUAUAUAUUUCGCAUUAAGCGAUGUUCAAUUAAUUGGCACACAAUACGCAACAUCACACAAGCACACAGGGAGAGACGGUGGGGAAGUAAUGCCGCUCAUUAAUGGCAUAUUAUCAUGAGAAAUUUUCGCUCUGCUCAUUUGCAUACAAAGGGCACAGCACAAAGGGAGGGCCCAUUGCUAAGCAACGGAAAUUGUUUUCUCUAAAAAUAAGCAUAUGCAUUUGCCAAUGCUAAUGGUAUCGAACGGCCCGCACUGCGUAUACGUAAUGUGGGCGCACGGGGCGUAUGCGUAAUGCGACUGCCAUUGGCACCUAGCCUCCUCCUCCUUCGGCUCUCGCCCAAGAAAUACGAGUAUGGGAAAACUUUGUCCCCCCCCCGGAAUAAAUUUCAUGAAUUUCUGGCAGAGCAAUUGAAUGUGGAAAGGGGCGUGAGACAAGGACGACUCCCAGGAUAAAGACGGAAGCAAAAAAGCACCUGUGCAAUUGUGUGCCAAAUUCAAUAAAUAACAAGAGAAACUUGGGAGCCUUUGGACAGGGCGAACAGAAAAUACCCUAAUUAAAAUUGAAUACGUUUUAAUAAAUAAACAAUUUUAUGCCUAUUAAA